AACUCACCAGUUCUCACUCCACAUAGCUCACGACAAUAACCACUCCCUGACUCAACAGAUUCAUGCUUGAAGCCUACAGCUUAGGACACCACCAGAAAGUCAAACAUCUCACGCCUCAUCAAGACUCUAGUCAUCAAGCAUGGCAACUCAACAACCAACCCAAACCGAUGAUGGGGCUCAAGCUCAACCGCCACAAACAAACCCAGCAAAACCCACCGAGAUCUCAGAACCCGGCAUCUACGUAGCCCUCACCCACGACCACCUCAACUACCAAUUCGUUACAGACCGAGUCCGCUCCCCAGAAGCAGGGGCCAUUGUCAUCUUUGCUGGCACCACCCGUAACAACUUCAACUCCCUCCCUGUCCAGCACCUCUCCUAUACCUCCUAUGCGCCCCUAGCUUUGCGCACCAUGUUAACCAUAUGCCGCUCCAUUCUCACCAAGCACGGGUUGAAGGGGAUAGCGAUGGUACACAGGUUAGGUGUGGUCCCCAUCGGAGAGGAAAGUAUCUUGAUCGCUGUAUCAUCUCCGCACAGACAGGCGGCAUGGAGGGCGGGGGAAGAGGCGUUGGAGGAGUGUAAAGCCAAAGUGGAGGUGUGGAAGCGGGAGGAGUUUGGUGGCGAGGGGGGAGGGGUGUGGAGGGCUAAUAGGGAUGGUGCGGUGGGGGUUAAGGUUGAUGAGCCUAGGAUAGGGAAAGGGGAGGGGGAUGAGAAGGGGGAUGAGGGCGGCAGCGGGAAUGGGGGGAAAUGA
Neurospora tetrasperma FGSC 2508 is the source of this 748-nucleotide messenger RNA. RefSeq lists its product as uncharacterized. NCBI's taxonomy places the organism in Eukaryota, Fungi, Ascomycota, Sordariomycetes, Sordariales, Sordariaceae. Gene Ontology annotation, cellular component: cytosol. The record is from RefSeq and is a predicted model, not a curated record. Gene Ontology annotation, molecular function: molybdopterin synthase activity. The coding region runs from base 140 to 748 and encodes 202 amino acids. The transcript has 2 exons. Gene Ontology annotation, biological process: Mo-molybdopterin cofactor biosynthetic process.